Alnus glutinosa is the source of this 812-nucleotide messenger RNA. RefSeq names its product protein SMALL AUXIN UP-REGULATED RNA 51-like. Lineage: Eukaryota; Viridiplantae; Streptophyta; Magnoliopsida; Fagales; Betulaceae. Bases 55 to 576 code for a protein of 173 amino acids. The record is from RefSeq and is a predicted model, not a curated record. The transcript has a single exon. Gene Ontology annotation, biological process: response to auxin.
UCUGAAGGAGAUCGAAAAGUCACAGCAGCUCUCUUUGCAGAAAGCAACUUCGUGAUGGAUUCAAAGAAGUCUAACAAGAUCAGAGAGAUUGUAAGGCUUCAACAGAUCCUCAAGAAGUGGAAAAAGCUUGCAAAUGCUCAAAAGAACGGCUCCAACGCCACUUCUACCAGCGCCAACAUUAGCAGUACUGGCAGUAAGAGCAUCAACUUCCUUAAGAGAACACUAUCCUUUUCAGAUGUUUCGGCGGCCUCCAACGAUGUCGUCCCGAAAGGCUUUCUCGCCGUUUGUGUAGGGAAGGAGCUUAAGAGAUUCGUUAUCCCAACUGAAUACUUGGGUCACCAAGCAUUCGGGAUUUUACUGCGGGAAGCCGAAGAAGAAUUUGGCUUCCAACAGGAGGGUGUGCUCAAGAUUCCGUGUCAAGUGUCGGUGUUCGAGAAAAUAUUGAAGGUGGUUGAAGAGAAAAGAGAGGCAGUCUACUUAAAUGAGUUUGGUUUCAAUGCAGACAACGAAAAGAUUGGGUGCUACUCACCGGAUUGCGAGCUUACAACCUCUCAUCAUCCUCAAAUGUGUAGAUGACUACUUCAAUAUUUUUCUUCUUCACCAAAUCUUUUCCGUUUUCUUUUUCUUUUUGAAACUUUAUGUUGCGAAUGCAAUGUACGAGGGAGAGGAGUAAGAUCAGAGCACAUUUAUAGAUAAUAAGGUUGAUAUCUUUUUAUGAAGGAAAGUAGUAUUAGUUGGAUAUCUACUAUGAUCCUGGUUUUAUUGUAUCUGACAUUAAUUACUUUGGUGCAAAUUAAGGGCAUUAGAUUUUC